AUGGAUUCAGUUGUUCUCGAAACCAGUCUCGGAGAUAUUCAGCUUGAAUUAUACUGGAAUCAUGCCCCUCGGACGUGUCAGAACUUUGCUGAGCUUGCAAAACGCGGUUACUACAACGGUAUCGUGUUUCAUCGAAUUAUCGCCGAUUUCAUGAUUCAAGGUGGUGAUCCAACUGGAACUGGUCGAGGCGGAACGAGCAUUUACGGUCAGAAAUUCGAGGAUGAAAUACAUCCAGAACUACGCUUUACGGGUGCAGGAAUCCUUGCAAUGGCGAACUCGGGACCCAAUACAAACGGAUCUCAAUUCUUCAUCUCGUUGGCGCCCACGCCCUACCUGGACGGUAAACACACCAUUUUCGGUCGGGUGAGCUCAGGCAUGCGUGUCGUGCAGAGACUAGGUGCCGUUGCAGUUGAUGCUCAGGAUCGACCAAGAGAAGAUGUGAAGAUACAUAAAGCUCGGACGAUGUGA
Messenger RNA from Suillus bovinus, 468 nucleotides. RefSeq names its product cyclophilin-like domain-containing protein. The coding region runs from base 1 to 468 and encodes 155 amino acids. Gene Ontology annotation, biological process: protein peptidyl-prolyl isomerization. Gene Ontology annotation, molecular function: peptidyl-prolyl cis-trans isomerase activity. The record is from RefSeq and is a predicted model, not a curated record. The transcript has 6 exons. NCBI's taxonomy places the organism in Eukaryota, Fungi, Basidiomycota, Agaricomycetes, Boletales, Suillaceae. Gene Ontology annotation, cellular component: catalytic step 2 spliceosome.